Acanthosepion pharaonis is the source of this 624-nucleotide messenger RNA. NCBI's taxonomy places the organism in Eukaryota, Metazoa, Mollusca, Cephalopoda, Sepiida, Sepiidae. The record is from the annotation of a GenBank genome assembly.
AUGUACUUAUUUCAGUCUUUUCAUUAUUUAACUCGAUCGUUGCGAGCUUGCUGGCUAAUUCAAUUUUUUUAUUAUCUAUCUAUCUAUCUAUCUAUCUACUUAUCAAAUCUGUUCAUAUCUCUCUCAGUCUAUUCAUAUCUAUCUAUCUAUCUAUCUUAUUUUGUUCAUAUCUAUCUAUCUAUCUAUCUAUCUAUCUAUCUAUCUAUCUAUCUAUCUUAUUUUGUUCAUAUCUAUCUAUCUAUCCCAGUCUGUUCAUAUCUAUCUAUCUAUCUAUCUAUCUAUCUAUCUAUCUAUCUAUCUAUCUAUCUAUCUUAUUUUGUUCAUAUCUAUCUAUCUAUCUAUCUAUCUAUCUAUCUAUCGUUUCCAGUCUGUUCAUAUCUACUUAUUUCGCGUUUUUUAUUAUUUAUCUCGCUUACUACUAGUUCGCUGACUAAAUCAGUUUUUUUCAUUAUCUAUUUCAUUAUCCUCUACAUAUGUAUGUAUGUAUGUAUGUAUGUAUCUAUCUAUCUAUCUAUCUAUCUAUCUAUGCUCAUAUUUUUUUUAUUUCUGUAUAUUCCUACCAAUCAAUUAACAAUAUUUUUAAUUAUAUUAUUGGUAUUAAUCAUCCAGUGUCUUAACACUUGA